This is a messenger RNA of Pipistrellus nathusii (Nathusius's pipistrelle), 1074 nucleotides long. Lineage: Eukaryota; Metazoa; Chordata; Mammalia; Chiroptera; Vespertilionidae. The record is from the annotation of a GenBank genome assembly.
AUGGGGAACGUGUUGGCCGCUAGCUCGCCGCCCGCAGGGCCACCGCCGCCGCCCGCACCCGCCCUCGUGGGUCUGCCGCCGCCUCCCCCCUCUCCUCCGGGCUUCACGCUGCCGCCGCUCGGGGGCGGCCUGGGUGCUGGGGCCGGCGCGGGUCGAGGUUCCGAACGGACCCCCGGGACGCCUGCAGGGACCGCGGACGAUGGGGCCUGCGGCUGUCUCCCCAACCCCGGCACGUUCGAGGAGUGCCACCGGAAGUGCAAGGAGCUGUUUCCUAUUCAGAUGGAAGGUGUCAAGCUCACAGUCAACAAAGGGUUGAGUAACCAUUUCCAGGUGAACCACACAGUAGCCCUCAGCACAAUCGGGGAGUCCAACUACCAUUUCGGGGUAACGUACGUGGGGACAAAGCAGCUGAGUCCCACAGAGGCAUUCCCCGUGUUGGUUGGCGACAUGGACAACAGUGGCAGCCUCAAUGCUCAGGUCAUUCACCAGCUGGGCCCCGGCCUCAGGUCCAAGAUGGCCAUCCAGACGCAGCAGUCCAAGUUUGUGAACUGGCAGGUGGAUGGGGAGUACCGGGGCUCUGACUUCACAGCAGCCGUCACCCUCGGGAACCCAGACGUCCUGGUGGGUUCAGGCAUCCUCGUGGCCCACUACCUCCAGAGCAUCACGCCGUGUCUGGCGCUGGGCGGAGAGCUGGUCUACCACCGGCGGCCUGGGGAGGAGGGUACCGUCAUGUCUCUAGCUGGGAAGUACACGUUGAACAACUGGUUGGCGACAGUGACGUUGGGCCAGGCGGGCAUGCACGCAACGUACUACCACAAAGCCAGUGACCAGCUGCAGGUCGGCGUGGAGUUUGAGGCCAGCACAAGGAUGCAGGACACGAGUGUCUCCUUCGGGUACCAGCUGGACUUGCCCAAGGCCAACCUCCUCUUCAAAGGCUCCGUAGACAGCAACUGGAUCGUGGGCGCCACGCUGGAGAAGAAGCUGCCGCCCCUGCCCCUGACGCUGGCCCUCGGGGCCUUCCUGAAUCACCGCAAGAACAAGUUCCAGUGCGGCUUCGGCCUCACCAUCGGCUGA